AUAAGGAAGCCUCCCUCUUUUUCUGUGUGAGAGCUCAGACAUAUCCCUGUCCCUCCCAACUCUGCUGAAAGAGAUGGGUGUUUACACCUGGUUAUGGCUGUGGGUGUCGAUGGACGUUGGAGUAAUAUGUGGGUUGGCAGAGUCCACCUGUAGGCUUCAGGAGACAAUGCACUCUCAGAGUGUAUAUAAGGAGGGUGAUGUGAUCAUUGGAGGACUGUUUCCUAUUCAUUUACAGCCACCUGAGCCAAACCUGGACUUCACACAACGAGCAGCACCUUUGCAGUGUCAGAAUUUUGAAUUUCGUUCAUACCGUUGGCUGCAGAGCAUGAUCUUUGCAGUGGAAGAGAUAAACAGAAACCCCCAGCUGCUGCCCAAUCUCACCCUGGGGUAUGCCCUGGCUGACACUUGUCUCGCAGAGAGGACAGUGUUAAGCGCUGCGUUGGGGCUGGUAACCGGGAAGGACCCUGUUGUUACGAGCUCUAGGUGCGGCCGCACUCCCAAGGUGCCUGUCAUCGUCGGUGAUACCCGCUCCUCUGGAUCAAUUGUGAUCGCUCGUACACUGAGAGGCUUCGACAUCCCCAUGGUGAGCUAUGCUGCAACAUGCGCUUGCCUUGGAGACCGCCAAAUGUACCCCACCUUCUUCCGCACUGUACCAAACGACACUUUUAAGGCCCGGGCCAUUGCACGCAUGCUGCGCCUCUUUGGCUGGACCUGGGUGGGCAUCGUGAUGGGAGAUGAUGACUACGGCAGGUCUGGUGUCCAGCUUCUGCUGGAGGAGCUGCAGAACUCAGAGGUGUGUGUGGCCUUUUCUGAGGUCAUCCCCAAGGUCAACUUGGAGAAGAGUAUCCCGCGCAUCGUGGAAACACUCAGGCAUUCCACAGCCAAAGUCAUCAUCAUUUUUGCCAGUUGCACAGACAUGAAUGCCCUGCUUAUGGAGGUAGUGAGACAGAACAUGACUGAGAAGCAGUGGAUUGCCUCAGAGUUAUGGAGUACCUCCAGUAUCAACUCCUCUCCAAAAAUCCUGCCCUUACUGCAUGGCACUAUAGCAAUUGACUUGCAGAAGAGAAACAUUCAGGGUCUCAGGUCUUUUCUCACUGGGGUCCGGCCCAAAGAUUUGCCCUCUGACCCCUUUGUGCAGGAAUUCUGGGAGACAACGUUUGGAUGCUCUUUGAGAAAUGACCCCACGCUCUCUCUUUCAGCCAGGCCCCAAUGCACAGGGUCUGAGAACUUGGACGAUGUUGAGAACAUUUAUACUGACGUCUCUCAGUUGAGGACCACUUACAAUGUGUACAAGGCUGUGUAUGCCAUCGCACAUGCCAUUCAGAACAUGCUGUCCUGCCAACCAGGAGAUGGCCCCUUUGAAAAUGGGGGGUGUCCAGAUGUCACCAACCUCCAGCCCUGGCAGAUUCUCCAUUACCUUCGCACCAUCAACUUCACAACACCUGUGGGUGAGGCUACACACUAUGAUGAAAAUGGUGAACCACUGGCCGCUUUUGACAUCAUUAACUGGCAAGUGGGGGCACAGGGGAUGAUGGAGUUUGUCACGGUCGGACAGUUUGACUCUGUGGAUAGAUCUCCCCGCAAGUUUGACAUCGAUGAGAAAAGAGUCAUCUGGGGUGGUGGCCAGAAUGAGGUGCCUGUGUCCAUCUGCAGCAUGCCCUGUCCCCCAGGCACUCGGAAGGCUGUGCAGAAAGGAAAGCCCAUCUGCUGCUUUGACUGCUUACCAUGUGCAGAAGGAGAGAUCAGCAACACCACUGGUUCAACAGAGUGCCUGAAGUGCCCAGAUCGAUUCUGGUCGAAUGCUGCUCGAACAACCUGCAUUCCAAAAGAGGUGGAGUUCCUGUCCUUCCAGGAGACCAUGGGGAUCAUUCUUGCUGCUCUUUCAGUUUCUGGGGUGGUCCUCACAGGCUGUGUCAUUACAACCUUCUUUUUCCACCAGGACACGCCCCUCGUUAGGGCCAACAAUGCAGAGCUGAGUUUCCUGCUGCUGCUGUCACUCUCUCUCUGCUUCCUGUGUGCACUGGCCUUCAUUGGUCGCCCCUCUCUCUGGUCCUGUAUGUUGCGCCACACGCUGUUUGGGAUCAGCUUUGUGCUCUGCAUUUCCUGUGUCCUCAGCAGGACGGUGGUGGUGCUGGUGGCCUUCCGUGCCUCAGUCCCUGGCAGCAACAUCAUGCGGUACUUUGGCCCGGUGCAGCAGAGACUGGCCAUCUCCCUCUGCACCUCUGUCCAGGUGCUCAUCUGUGUGCUGUGGCUGGUUUUGUCACCACCCAUCCCAGCCGAGAUACAGGGAAGGGCUGCCAGAAUCGUCCUGAAGUGUGAUGUGGGCUCAGUGGCUGGAUUUGCCUGUGUCCUGGGCUACAUCGGCCUGCUGGCGGCCAUCUGCUUCCUGCUGGCCUUUUUAGCCAGGAAGCUCCCAGACAACUUCAAUGAAGCCAAGUUCAUCAUCUUCAGCAUGCUCAUCUUCUGCGCUGUCUGGAUCACCUUUGUCCCAGCCUAUGUCAGCUCCCCAGGAAAAUACACGGUCGCUGUGGAGAUAUUCGCCAUCCUGGCCUCCAGCUAUGGACUACUCCUCUGCAUCUUUGCUCCCAAGUGUUAUAUUAUCCUACUGAGACCAGACAAGAAUACCAAGAAAAAGAUGAUGGCUAAAUAAAUGUCAUAAACCUUAGAUUACAUUAGUGUGUGUGAGAAACAUUCAAGUGAGAAUAUUUAUCUGCUUCUGUUUAGAUGUUGGGUUACUGGAGUAUUUACCUUCCAGAGCUGAAGCUGGAAGGCAUUAAAACCCUAUAUUAAGUUAAUGCAGAAAAUUAAGAGAGUAGUAAUACACCUGAAGAUGUUCUAUUGUCCUGUGUAUCUUUGUCCUUCCCUAAACAUAGUUGUCUUGUAACCAAAAAUAUGUAAUCACUAAACCACAUAAACCAUUCAAUUAUUACAAUAUGAAAUGUUGAAUAUUCAAUAAUAAAUAAUUGAAUAAAUAAUUACAGAAACUGAACUGAUAAAAUAAAGCAUCUUUCACA
Molecule: messenger RNA, 3014 nt
Organism: Anguilla rostrata (American eel)
Lineage: Eukaryota; Metazoa; Chordata; Actinopteri; Anguilliformes; Anguillidae
Product: extracellular calcium-sensing receptor-like
Exons: 6
Coding region: 74-2650 (858 amino acids)
Biological process (GO): G protein-coupled receptor signaling pathway
Cellular component (GO): plasma membrane
Molecular function (GO): G protein-coupled receptor activity
Source: RefSeq, a predicted model, not a curated record